AUGUGCUCCCAGCUCUGGUUCCUGACUGACCGGCGCAUCCGCGAGGAAUACCCGCAGGUGCAGAUCCUGCGCGCCCUCCGGCAGCGCUGCUCCGAGCAGGACGUGCGCUUCCGGGCGGUGUUCAUGGACCAGAUCGCCGUCACCGUCAUCGGCGGCCACCUCGGCCUCCAGCUGAACCAGAAGGCCCUUACCACCUUUCCAGAUGUGGUGGUGGUGCGGGUGUCCACACCCUCUGUGCAGUCAGACAGCGACAUCACUGUCCUGCGGCACCUGGAGAAGCUGGGCUGCCGCUUGGUCAACCGCCCACAGAGCAUCUUAAACUGCAUCAACAAAUUCUGGACGUUCCAAGAGCUGGCUGGACAUGGGGUCCCCAUGCCAGACACUUUCUCCUACGGUGGACAUGAAGACUUUUCAAAAAUGAUCGAUGAMGCUGAGCCCCUGGGCUACCCAGUCGUGGUGAAGAGCACGCGAGGCCACCAGGGAAAAGCUGUUUUUCUGGCAAGAGACAAACAUCACCUUUCAGACAUCUGCCAUCUAGUCCGCCAUGAUGUGCCCUACCUGUUCCAGAAGUAUGUGAAGGAGUCCCACGGAAAAGAUAUCCGGGUGGUUGUGGUAGGGGRCCAGGUGAUCGGCUCCAUGCUUCGCUGCUCCACAGAUGGACGGAUGCAGAGCAACUGCUCCCUUGGUAAGAUAGGUGUCAUGUGUCCACUGACAGAACAAGGCAAGCAGUUGGCUAUUCAGGUGUCCAACAUCCUGGGCAUGGACUUCUGUGGCAUUGAUCUUCUCAUCAUGGAUGAUGGCUCCUUUGUGGUGUGUGAGGCAAAUGCCAACGUUGGCUUCCUAGCCUUCGACCAGGCUUGCAACUUAGAUGUGGGGGGGAUCAUUGCAGACUAUACCAUGUCCUUGCUGCCAAAUCGGCAGACUGGGAAGAUGGCUGUCCUCCCAGGACUGUCGAGUCCCAGGGAGAAGAAGGAGCCAGAUGGCUGUGCUUCAGCUCAGGGAGUUGCAGACAGCCCCUACACCAUCAAUAAUGGGUCUACCUCUAGUGAGAGUGAGCCUGAAUUGGGAGAGGCCCGGGAUUCCUCAGCAAACACAKUGGGGGGGCCUGCCCCCCAUGCUUCCCGAGCCUGGAUACAACAUUAA
Molecule: messenger RNA, 1143 nt
Organism: Urocitellus parryii (Arctic ground squirrel)
Lineage: Eukaryota; Metazoa; Chordata; Mammalia; Rodentia; Sciuridae
Source: RefSeq, a predicted model, not a curated record